Molecule: messenger RNA, 1571 nt
Organism: Manihot esculenta (cassava)
Lineage: Eukaryota; Viridiplantae; Streptophyta; Magnoliopsida; Malpighiales; Euphorbiaceae
Product: probable indole-3-pyruvate monooxygenase YUCCA10
Exons: 4
Coding region: 131-1264 (377 amino acids)
Molecular function (GO): NADP binding; flavin adenine dinucleotide binding; N,N-dimethylaniline monooxygenase activity
Source: RefSeq, a predicted model, not a curated record
UCUUCUGUUUACCUAAAAAAUAAAAAUAAAAAUAAAGAAGGAUAAGCUUAUAAAUUAAGCCACCUCCAUUGGCUUUCUUAAACUUCCUUAUCCAAAUUGAAAGAAGCAAAUUGCAAAUCACCCAGAAGAAAUGCAAGAACCUGUAGUAAUCAUAGUAGGAGCUGGCCCCUCCGGCCUAGCCACUACGGCAUGCCUGAACCAGCAUUCGAUCCCUCAUAUCAUCCUCGAAAGAGAAGAUUGUUUCGCUUCGCUUUGGAAGAAAUUUACAUAUGAUCGUCUACAUCUUCACUUGAAAAAGCAAUUCUGCGAGCUACCUCACUUGCCUUUCCCUGCCUCCUUUCCCACUUAUCCCUCUAAGGAUCAUUUCAUCAAAUACCUUGAUCACUAUGUUUCCCAUUUCAAGAUUUCUCCUAUCUACAAAAGAUGUGUGGAGUCGACCAGCUACGAUGAAGCUACCAAGAAAUGGACGGUUAUUGCCAGGAAUGUGAGUUCCGGUGAAACUGAGGAAUACGCCGCUAGGUUUUUGGUGGUGGCCACUGGAGAAGCUUCCAAUGCUUUCAUACCUGAGGUUGGAGGAUUGAAUACUUUCACAGGUGAUGUUCUGCACUCUACCCAGUUCAGAACUGGCAAGGCUUACAAAGACAAGAACGUUUUGGUUGUUGGGUCUGGUAAUUCUGGCAUGGAGAUUGCUCUAGACCUAGCAAACAACGGUGCCAGAACAUCCAUCGUUGUCCGAAGCCCGGUGCACGUUCUAUCUAGGGAGAUGGUGUACUUGGGGUUGGUUAUGUUGAAGUACUUUUCAUUGGGCAUGGUGGACUCCUCGAUGGUGUUGCUUAGCAAGAUCGUGUAUGGAGACUUGAGAAAUUAUGGGAUGAGUAGGGCCACGGAGGGUCCCUUUUUCAUGAAAGUUGCUUACGGCAAGUAUCCCAUUUUUGACGUGGGUACCUUCAGUAAGAUUAAGUCCGGACAGAUUCAGGUCUUGCCUGCAAUACAAAACAUAAGAGGCAAUGAGGUAGUCUUUGAGAAUGGCAAGUCACAUUCGUUUGAUACGAUAAUUUUUUGUACUGGAUUCAAGAGAUCAACAAACAAAUGGUUGAAGGGAGAUGAUUAUCUUUUGAAUGAGGAUGGAAUUCCGAAGCCACGUUAUCCCAAUCACUGGAAGGGAAAGAAGGGUUUAUAUUGUAUUGGAUUGUCAAGGAGAGGGUUGUAUGGAGCCAGUGCAGAUGCACAAAACACGUCUGACGACAUCAAAUCACUUCUGUGAGAGAGUUUACAUAUGAGCAGAGAAUCGUGAUAUAUCAUGUAAUGGCAUUGCUUUCCAAUAGCCUAUAUAAGAUAGUACAUGUUAAAUUUAAGUUGUAAUUUACAUUUCAGCAACCCAAAAUCCCUUGUGAUCUUAAUGGACUUUGAAAAUCUGCAUGAAAGAAAAAUUCCAGCAUGUCUAAACAAUACGAUGCUUCUAUCACUACAACGUUGCAUGUGUAUGCAUACAAAUAAGUGAAUGGACAAAAUUUUAUGCUAGAUGCACCAACCUUUUCUACCUUCUAAAUACUGCUUCUUCUAUUCUAUAA